GUCGGAACACAGUGGUCCUGGGGUACUGGCCUAUGGGUUUUCCAGAGCAGGUAAGGAAUGAGAGGAAACCAGUUUCUUUUGUCAUCACCUGAGAUUUCAUAGGGAGGAGGAGCAGUGCACUAUUAGCAAUCAACUCUUAUGUUGCUUUCACUAUGACUUCAAGUGGACACAAAUCCUUUUGAAUAACUAGCUAUUUGAUUGCAAGACAUGAAGAAUGAUUGAAGAAGAGUUAGCUACAUAGAGGAUACUUAAGAAAAAAACAACUCUAAGCAUAAAAGAAUGUUGAACAUGGACCUCCAACAAUGCUAAAUCUACAAUGGGAAGUGUCACACUUCGCUAUUUCUGCUAUGGGUGCCUUUUUACAUCGGUGACCUGGACAGUUUUACUCUUUAUUUAUUUCAACUUUAGUGAAGUGACUCAGCCAUUUAAGAAUGUGCCCAUCAAGGGGUCUAAGCCCCACGGACCAUUCCCCAAGAAAUUCUAUCCUCGUUUUACUCGUGGCCCAAGUCGAUUGUUAGAGCCACAAUCAAAAGUUAACAAGGCUGGAUCUAUUUUAGAAAAUCAUGUUGAAGAUUCGGAUGGAGAUGACAUGGAGCUCUCUCCUGAAAUGGGUAUGAUUUUUAAUGAAAGAGAUCAGGAAGUGAGAGACUUGGGCUAUCAGAAGCAUGCCUUUAAUUUACUUAUUAGUAAUCGCUUGGGCUACCAUAGAGAUGUGCCAGAUACAAGAAAUGCAGAAUGUAAAGAAAAGUCAUAUCCAACAGGCCUUCCAGCUGCCAGUAUUGUGAUUUGUUUCUACAACGAAGCCUUUUCUGCCUUGCUUCGAACAGUACAUAGUGUCAUAGAUCGAACACCAGCCCAUCUCCUUCAUGAAAUUAUCUUGGUAGAUGACAAUAGUGAAUUUGAUGAUUUGAAAGGAGAACUAGAUGAUUAUGUCCAAAAAUAUCUUCCUGGAAAAAUUCAAGUGGUUAGGAAUGAAAAACGAGAGGGAUUGAUUCGAGGAAGAAUGAUUGGAGCAGCUCAUGCUACAGGAGAAGUUCUUGUGUUCCUAGACAGUCACUGUGAGGUGAACAAGAUGUGGCUACAACCUUUGCUGGUUCCAAUUCAUGAAGACCAUAGGACGGUGGUAUGCCCUGUGAUUGAUAUUAUCAGUGCUGAUACACUUAUGUACAGCUCCUCUCCUAUCGUACGUGGAGGAUUCAACUGGGGUCUACACUUUAAAUGGGAUCUUGUUCCCUUUUCUGAAUUAGGAGGACCAGAAGGAGCUAUUGCACCGAUCAAGUCACCUACAAUGGCGGGCGGCUUAUUUGCUAUGAACAGACACUAUUUCAAUGAACUUGGACAAUAUGACAGUGGCAUGGAUAUCUGGGGAGGUGAAAAUUUAGAAAUAUCAUUUAGGAUCUGGAUGUGUGGAGGCAAGCUCUUUAUCAUCCCUUGCUCUAGAGUAGGACACAUUUUCCGGAAAAGGCGUCCGUAUGGGUCUCCUGAAGGACAGGACACCAUGACACACAACUCUUUAAGAUUGGCACAUGUUUGGUUGGAUGAGUAUAAGGAACAAUAUUUUUCUUUGAGACCUGAAUUGAAGUUGAAAAGCUAUGGAAACAUCAGCGAACGUGUUGAAUUGAGGAAAAAACUGGGUUGUAAAUCAUUUAAAUGGUAUUUGGAUAAUAUCUACCCAGAGAUGCAACUGUCUGGCCCCAAUGCCAAACCACAACAACCUGUUUUUAUUAACAGGGGACCCAAACGACCUAAAAUUCUGCAACGUGGACGGCUCUAUCACCUCCAAACCAAUAAAUGUUUGGCUGCUCAGGGUCACCCAAGUCAGAAAGGAGGACUUGUAGUUCUUAAGGUCUGUGAUUACAGUGAUCCAAAUCAGGUCUGGAUUUAUAAUGAAGAACAUGAAUUGAUUUUAAAUAAUCUCCUUUGCUUGGAUAUGUCAGAAACUCGUUCAUCAGAUCCACCAAGACUCAUGAAGUGCCAUGGAUCAGGAGGAUCCCAACAGUGGAUACUUGGGAAAAACAGUCGACUUUACCAGGUAUCAGUUGGGCAGUGUCUGAAGGUGGUUGAUCCACUGAGUCGAAAAGGCUAUGUUACUAUGGCAAUCUGUGAUGGCUCCUCCCCACAGCAGUGGUAUUUGGAGACCUAAGAUCUUUGAAGACUCUGAAGUUCGAGGAAGUCAUGAUGUUCCUCACUCCUGGACUAAAGUGAUGCUUUGGAGAGUUGACUGGGGAGACAAAUCAAAUUCCUUAGCUGUUAUCCCUGAUUGGCAGUGUCUGCCUCUAGCAGUUCCUCUAGAACUCGAGUCUUUCCUCCUUUUACUUUGAAGAUUUCUGGGGAGAGACUGUAUCAAAGCCCCAGAGUAUCCCCUAAAAUGCCUAGAGCAGAUGAAGUGCAAUCCAGCAAGAGACAUUAAAUGGAAAUUCCCCAUUCACAAAGAGAAA
Sarcophilus harrisii (Tasmanian devil) is the source of this 2438-nucleotide messenger RNA. RefSeq names its product polypeptide N-acetylgalactosaminyltransferase 11 (gene GALNT11). Lineage: Eukaryota; Metazoa; Chordata; Mammalia; Dasyuromorphia; Dasyuridae. The record is from RefSeq and is a predicted model, not a curated record. Gene Ontology annotation, molecular function: Notch binding. The transcript is spliced from 13 exons. The coding region runs from base 317 to 2143 and encodes 608 amino acids. Gene Ontology annotation, biological process: regulation of Notch signaling pathway. Gene Ontology annotation, cellular component: Golgi apparatus.